Molecule: messenger RNA, 2193 nt
Organism: Magnusiomyces paraingens
Lineage: Eukaryota; Fungi; Ascomycota; Dipodascomycetes; Dipodascales; Dipodascaceae
Exons: 1
Coding region: 1-2193 (730 amino acids)
Source: RefSeq, a predicted model, not a curated record
AUGUCAUCAUCUUCUUCAGGGCUUAAGAGCCAGAGAACAGAAUAUGUUUUUAAUAAAGACUUUGUGCCAUUAUUCACUAACCUCACAUUCCGUGAUGUAUCACAAUCCUUUACAGAAUACCGAGCUUUAUUACAGCGCAAGUAUGAUACUGAAAUAUUUCGACAGUUAAAUGAAAAACUUGAUGAAAUUGAAUUCAUGCUUGCUCAAAAGGAAGCCGAUAUUCAAGCGGCCCAUGCAGCUUCUCACAAAAUCCGUCUCCAGCUUUACGAUCUUGAAACACAGUACUACCAGAACCCCAAAGAUCUACACGUUCUCGAUGAAACUUUUAUAAAUCAAUCAAAUACCACAGACAAUAUGGAUCAUUGGGACAUUGAGUCUCGAAUGUCAAACAUUUCACUGGUUGAUCCACAUGCUGAAGGCAGACUUACGCCUAGCAAUUUCGUCAAUUCCAAUGGCGAUAGAUCUCACAAUACUGCAUCUCUUAAUAAUCACCUUGCUCAACAAGAAGAGUUUGGGGAAACAUUUGCUCAUAAACUCUCGGAAAACGAGCAUGCAAAUAAUCAUACUUUUAAACUGCGUCCUACCACUGGAGAUACCAACAUGGCACUAAAAUCUUCUGUUCCAUCUACCCCGGAAAUCGCCCGAGCAAUCCCCACAGGCACUGCAAGUUCCAACACCCCUUCUGCUUCAACCAGCAGAGUUAAUGGUGUCACCAGUGCGCCAACCCCACCACUACACCAUCCUACCUUGAACCGUCCUCCCACUGCACAAUCAGCAAUGACCCAGCACGAGUCGGUAGCAAUUGCAGCAGCGUCUAUCACAGCACAGGACAUGUCGAGUGCAUCCACAACGUCUGCCGGCCGGACCCUUGCAGCUACAACUACUGCUUCGACUUCUCGCAAUUUGCCAUGGCAUAUCAAGCGUGACCAACAGCAAGGCUUCCUUGUUGUCAAGAUCAAAGGCCAAGUGGGAGCUUAUUCAAACAAACUUGUUGAAAAACUUAUAAUGAAAAUUAAUUCAGCACGCUCAAAUGGAAUCUUAAUCUCUUCAGGUGCCGUCACUAAGCGCGGUAACAUUAGACUUUCAUUUGCUCCAAAUAUUACCUUCCAUGAUUUGGAAAUCGCCCGUGCAAUUCCCAUUAGUAUCGAGCCUAUUGACUGCUCUGACUGGCUCUUUUUGUCAAUUCAUGGCGUGCCUUUGAACGAAGCAACUGGCAAACAAUAUACUGGCGGGGAGCUCCGAAAAACUAUUGAAGGAUUUGGAUUGAAACUUGCUCGCACACCAGAGCUUAUGGGUUCUUAUGAAGACAAGGGAAUUGCCAAAAUUUCCUUUUCGACAGUAGAAGAGCGCGAUGCAGCAUACUUUAUGCGUGCCUUUUACUUUGAAGGUCAGCGUGCUAAGCUCCGCAUUUUCCCUGAUGAGUGGUACAACUGUGACAAGUUUAAGGCUCACGGAAAAGAUUUCAAAAAUGGCCGCCCACUGGCAGACCUCAGAAACCAUGACAAAAAACUGCGAGUGUUUCAAACUAAUUGCAAAUUUGAUUUGCAAGUUAAUCAUGAAAUUCUUUUUGAAACUAUGUAUCAGGCUCACAUUGUUAUGACAGAGGGGUGCUGGAAGCAUUCUGAUGGCCGACCACUUGAGCGCCAAGAAUGGAUGCACUUUUAUGAGCAGUACUUUUACGAACAAGGUGGUACCCGUAUGGCCCUUUACGCAUCGCGCAGACCAUACCAGCCUGCUGUUGCCAUUACCAAUACCUACAAGCCCUUUAUUAACUCUUAUUUUAUUGCUGAUUUUCUACUUAUCCAAAUCGAUCGUCCCUCAGACUUGGCUGCACGCGAGCUCUUCGAGGCCCUUCAGGAUCUUUUGCGCGAACACUCAGAAUCCAAAGAAAUCAUUAUUGCAGGCUGCUUCAAUUUGCAGCACAAGAUGUGGGAUGGCUCAGAGGCUCCACCAGAAAUGUAUGCCAAUCGUAUUGCUGAUUUGCUCUCAGAGUUUUCUUUUAAGCGCCUCUCGCCUUUCCCCUCAAAGUUCAUUGAUAGCAACAAUUAUUACACCAACCCCACUGUAUUGUUUGCCCAGAGAUAUAUUGCAAACCGUAUCCACGUUCAUGAUAAUAUUGUACUUUCUAAUGACAUUCUUGAGCAUGUGGAAGAUUAUCAUUAUUUGUCAUGGGACGUGGAAAUUGGUUCUUGA